CUCGGUGCCCGCGCCCCGCAGCGGCAGCGCACAACGCACCGCCUCCGCCAGAGCCAGGGAAGCGCUCGGGCGAAGAGGAGGAGCCAAGGGUACCGAGCGGGUGGAGUCGGGAGCCAGAGAGCAGUGGAGGCGGAUUUCCUGGGCCCGGCCCUCUGGCGCUACCAUGGCGUUUGGCAAGAGUCACCGGGAUCCCUACGCGACCUCCGUGGGUCACCUCAUAGAAAAGGCUACAUUUGCUGGAGUUCAGACUGAAGAUUGGGGCCAGUUCAUGCACAUCUGUGACAUAAUUAACACUACCCAGGAUGGGCCAAAAGAUGCAGUGAAAGCUUUGAAGAAAAGGAUUUCCAAAAACUACAAUCAUAAAGAAAUCCAACUUACCUUGUCACUUAUUGACAUGUGCGUGCAGAACUGUGGCCCAAGUUUCCAGUCUCUGAUUGUGAAGAAGGAAUUUGUUAAAGAGAAUUUAGUUAAGCUACUGAAUCCUAGAUACAACUUGCCAUUAGACAUUCAGAAUAGAAUCUUGAAUUUCAUUAAGACUUGGUCACAGGGUUUCCCAGGAGGUGUAGAUGUAAGCGAAGUCAAAGAAAUAUACCUCGACCUGCUUAAGAAAGGCGUUCAGUUUCCUCCCUCAGAAGCAGAGGCUGAAACAGCAAGACAAGAGACUGCUCAAAUCUCAUCAUAUCCUCCAACAUCUGUCCCUACUGCACCAGCUCUUUCUUCUGUAAUUGCUCCAAAGAACUCGACUAUUACAUUGGUCCCAGAACAGAUUGGAAAAUUGCACAGUGAAUUGGAUAUGGUGAAAAUGAAUGUGCGAGUGAUGUCCGCCAUAUUGAUGGAGAAUACUCCUGGGUCUGAAAACCAUGAAGACAUAGAGCUUCUGCAGAAACUCUAUAAAACAGGUCGGGAGAUGCAGGAGAGGAUCAUGGACCUGCUUGUGGUGGUGGAGAAUGAAGAUGUAACUGUUGAGCUAAUUCAGGUGAAUGAGGAUUUGAAUAAUGCCAUCCUUGGAUAUGAGAGGUUUACUAGAAACCAACAAAGGAUUUUGGAGCAAAAUAACCAGAAGGAAGCCACCAGUACUACCAGUGAGCCUUCUGCCCCAUCUCAAGAUCUCCUCGACCUAAGUCCCAGUCCCCGGAUUCCUAGGGACACUCUGGGAGAACUCAACACCAUGAAUAAUCAACUUUCAGACUUAAAUUUCAGCUCUCCAAGUUCUGAUGUUACAAACAACUUAAAACCCAGUCUUCAUCCACAGAUGGACUUGCUAGCCUUGGAGAAUACAGAAAUACCCCUGUUUUCCCAAAGGAUCAGCCAAAACCUCACCUCAAGCCACGCAUAUGAUAACUUUCUGGAACAUUCAAAUUCAGUGUUUCUACAGCCGGUUAGUCUACAAACCACUGCAGCAGCACCAUCAAACCAGAGUCUGCCACCUUUGCCCAGCAAUCAUCCAGUGAUGACAAAAAGUGAUCUCCAGCCACCUAAUUACUACGAGGUAAUGGAGUUUGAUCCCUUAGCUCCUGCUGUCACUACAGAGACAUUGCAAAGGAUGCAGAUGAAGAGGCCAUGGAGUUUCCCUGUCCUCCCUGGAGUCCCACCCUCCAGAGCUAUUUAUGAAGAAAUCGAUGCUCACCAACACAAAGGAACUGAAAAUCACGGUGACUGAGAAGAAAGUGGAUGAUCAGCUCACUAGCCACAUCAAAGGUGCCAACUCUCUAAAGGGUAGACUGUGCAGCUUUGAAGCCUGGAAGACAAUACCUGCCACCAUGUCAAAGCCACGCUGGAACAUUUCUGCUAUAAUGAAGAUUAAAUAGAAGAAUAACAGUUCCAGGAUAACACUGAUUCCUGACAACAGCGUGAGAUUUCAACAGAACUUGUUGGAAACAAUUACUCACUUAAAACUUCAGCAGAAGAAAAAUUACUUAGUCCUUAGGCCAACCAAUUUAACUGCAGUGUCAUAUAUUUCACAGGCCCUCCUACAUUUAGAAAUCAUCACACAGCUGUGAUAAGAGUAGAUUAUUUUACUACAAAAUAAUUCUGAAUAGAUGAAAGCAUAAAAUGUGAGAAACUGAAUGUAUUAUUCAGGAAGAAUACUGAGUGCUUUCAUUUAACUAAAGUUGAAUGUAAAAGUCAAUUUGCACUUCUUUAUAAUCCUCUGGUUUAGAAUUGUAAAUUGUUAAAACCUUGAUGAUUGUCAUUUAAUUAUAUUUCAGGUGUCCUGAACAGGUCACUGGACUCUACAUUGGACGGCCUUGAAAUAUGAUUCUUUGUAAUGCUAAAUAGUCUUUCUCUUUUUACUGCAACUUAACAUUUCUAUUUGGAACACAGAAAAUGAAAAUAUUUAGAAUAAGUUGUACAUUUGAUGACAAAUAAAUCACUAUUAAAAUAAUACUUUUUUUCUUUUUUACA
Messenger RNA from Rhinopithecus roxellana (golden snub-nosed monkey), 2403 nucleotides. It is a transcript of the gene TOM1L1, whose product is annotated as target of myb1 like 1 membrane trafficking protein. Gene Ontology annotation, cellular component: membrane; endosome. The coding region runs from base 164 to 1660 and encodes 498 amino acids. The record is from RefSeq and is a predicted model, not a curated record. Gene Ontology annotation, biological process: signal transduction. The transcript has 17 exons. Gene Ontology annotation, molecular function: clathrin binding; ubiquitin binding; phosphatidylinositol binding. Lineage: Eukaryota; Metazoa; Chordata; Mammalia; Primates; Cercopithecidae.